This is a messenger RNA of Aphidius gifuensis, 465 nucleotides long. RefSeq names its product F-box/LRR-repeat protein 2-like. Lineage: Eukaryota; Metazoa; Arthropoda; Insecta; Hymenoptera; Braconidae. Gene Ontology annotation, biological process: SCF-dependent proteasomal ubiquitin-dependent protein catabolic process. The record is from RefSeq and is a predicted model, not a curated record. The coding region runs from base 1 to 465 and encodes 154 amino acids. The transcript has a single exon. Gene Ontology annotation, cellular component: SCF ubiquitin ligase complex.
AUGCGCGAUUUCCAAGAUAGCAGUAUUAUUGCUAUUGCUAAUUCAUGUAAAAAUCUACAAAAAUUAGAGAUGACUGCAUGCGUUAAUAUUACUGAAGCAGCUCUCAUGCCUAUAAUCAGCUUGGAAAAAUUAGAAGAAAUAAAUGUCAGCUACAUGGAUGGUGUUACAGACAAUUUUAUUAGUAAAUUGAAAGGAUUAAAGAAACUUGGGUGUGAAUAUUGUAAAAACAUCACCGAUGCUAGUAUAAUCGAACUAAUAAAAAAUUGUCCAAAUCUCGAUACUCUUUGUCUCUACGGCUGUAACAUUACAAUUGAAACAUUUACUGGCGCUGAUGAAAUAACCAAAAAUCGUAUAAAUAAUAUUGCUUUGUGUAUAUCCUAUGAAGAUUUUGCAGAAGCUUCAACGCUAAAAAUUGAAUCUAACUGGUUAUUUACUUGUCCCGAAGUUAGAGAAAAUGUCAAAUAA